GGUUGGCCGAAACCGGGAUAAAUGUGGAUAUCCGCGUGUUUAUUAUCCUCGCAACGUGUCCCGCACCAUUUCAUCCGCCGGUGUGAAGGCGUGGACGGCAAGGACGGCUCGUUCGGCUGUGCUGUGAGUUUUGGUCGCCGUCGGCCAUGUUGGAAGCGGGGGGGACCUUCGGAUAAGGGACGAUUCCUCCUUUGGCCUCGUCGGCUCCUCCGCCAGCCAAGCCUGCCUAUUGUUAGCGGCGGCGCGCGCGCGAGCCCCGCCGGCUGCCGAGUCCGCCGUUUUCAAGACUAGACCCCCUUUCUGUACCGUCUUCGCCGUGUGUUCUGGUCGGUGCCGGGCGGUCUGUCAUCCGGUCGCCAACUCGCCACUGAGGGGAAUUAAGGAUCUGAAUUGAUGAGCGGUGUGUUUGUGAAGUAGUUUUUGCCCCGUGCGGGAUCGAUAUGGGACAGAGCCGGGACUGAGUCCACGUUACAGAGACUCAGCGCCGUCGGCCGCUUCCACUCGGAUUGUACCAACGAAUAUAAGGUGGACGGAGGACCAGAGGACGCAUGUAGCCCAACUGAACCCCAGCAAAAGCUCGCUUUAAAGGCUUGAUGAUGGGUUGCGUCAAGAGCAAAGAGGACAAGGGGCCGGCGCUGAAGUACCGUCCGGAGAACUCGAUGGCCGCACCGGUCAACGCACACCUGGGGCACUACGGGCCUGACCCCACCCUGAUGGGUCAUUCCCCAGCAAUGAAGACGCACAACAACAGCUACAACAGCCACGCAGCUGCUCUCACACCGUUCGGAGGGGCAUCCUCAAUCAUGACGCCUUUCGGCGGUGCUUCCACCUCCUUCACCUCGGUGGCAGUGAGCAGUCCCUUCCCCAGCGUUGUAACAGGUGGCGUUACAUUUUUUGUGGCUCUCUACGAUUAUGAAGCCAGGACGUCAGAUGAUCUGUCGUUCAAAAAAGGGGAUCGCUUCCAGAUCAUCAAUAACACUGAAGGGGACUGGUGGGAGGCCCGCUCCAUCAACACGGGAGAGAAAGGUUAUAUCCCCAGUAACUAUGUGGCCCCAGCAGACUCCAUACAAGCUGAAGAAUGGUACUUCGGUAAACUGGGCCGCAAAGAUGCGGAGCGCCUCCUGUUGGUUCCUGGAAAUCAGCGAGGCACUUUCUUGGCUCGAGAGAGCGAAACCACCAAAGGUGCCUAUUCUCUGUCUAUCCGGGACUGGGAUGAGGUGAAGGGAGACAACGUCAAACACUACAAGAUCCGCAAGCUGGACAACGGCGGUUAUUACAUCACCACUCGGGCUCAGUUUGAGACGCUACAGAAGCUGGUGAAGCACUACACAGAACUCAGACGGGAGGUUUCACCAAAUGAGCAUGCAGACGGGCUGUGCUACAGACUCACCACUGUGUGUCCCACGGUGAAGCCUCAGACCCAAGGCUUGGCGAAGGAUGCCUGGGAGAUUCCCCGAGAGUCUCUGAGACUGGAGCUCAAGCUGGGCCAAGGCUGCUUCGGCGAGGUUUGGAUGGGCACGUGGAACGGCACCACAAAGGUGGCGAUUAAGACCCUGAAGCCAGGCACCAUGUCCCCAGAGGCUUUCCUCCAGGAGGCUCAGAUCAUGAAGAAACUCCGACACGACAAGCUGGUGCCUCUAUACGCUGUAGUUUCUGAGGAACCCAUCUACAUUGUCACUGAGUUUAUGGGCAAAGGAAGCUUGCUAGACUUUCUAAAGGAGGGAGAAGGCAAAUAUCUGAAGCUGCCUCAGCUGGUGGAUAUGGCUGCACAGAUUGCAGAUGGCAUGGCCUUCAUAGAGAGGAUGAACUACAUCCACAGGGACCUCAGGGCUGCCAACAUCCUGGUGGCGGAUAACCUGGUGUGCAAGAUCGCCGACUUCGGCCUGGCCCGGCUCAUUGAGGACAACGAAUACACUGCCAGACAAGGUGCUAAGUUCCCCAUCAAAUGGACGGCCCCCGAAGCGGCUCUGUACGGCCGCUUCACCAUCAAAUCAGACGGGUGGUCCUUCGGUAUACUGCUGACUGAACUGGUGACCAAGGGCAGAGUGCCAUACCCAGGUAUGGUGAACCGGGAGGUGCUGGAGCAGGUGGAGCGAGGCUACCGCAUGCCGUGCCCCCAGGGCUGCCCAGAGUCCCUCCACGAGAUGAUGAGGCAGUGUUGGAAGAAGGAGCCCGACGAAAGGCCCACUUUCGAGUACAUCCAGUCCUUUUUGGAAGACUACUUCACAGCCACGGAGCCCCAGUACCAGCCCGGCGACAACCUGUAGCGCGGAGUUAACCGAACUCGUUUUUUACUCCAGCUCCACACAAGGGCGCACCCGCAGACAAGGGGGAACCACCCCCACCCCACCCCACCCACACCGAGUCUGUGGGGGGAAAGACGAUUUUAGAGCAAGAAUGCUACAAAAAUUGGUCCUCAGCCAUGCUCACUGGUACAUUGGGAAUUUCAUUGCCGUACAAAAAAAAAAGUUAGACAUGGAAGUAGAAACAGUGUUUACCUGGGUGAGGGGGUUUAGGGAUAUUUCCAAGGGUACAGAUUGGUACUGGUACACUAAGAAUACUCUGUAAGUACGGUGAGAAUGCUGUUUAAUCAGAGUAGAGUAGUCCAUAUGGACCGGCCAAGAACACUGUGAUGGAAAAACAGGAGGGGCUUUCUCAGAGCGAUGGAUCCCAAAAGAUAAAUGACGACUAACUUGCAGUUGCACAGAGUUUUUUUUUCUUUUCUUCAUUUCAAUGGUCUUUCAAAUUCUACAUUUCUCUUAAUUUCCCCUUUUUUUGGCAUUUGUUUUACAAACAUCCUUUUUUUUUUUGUAUUUUGGAGUCAAGGAAUUCUGUAUGUACAGGAGUUUGGGUUAUUCUAGAUUGAUCUUCUCCUUUUCUUUGACAGACCAAUACCUGUGGUUGACAUGUUAAGUAUGUGCUGUGACUGUAAGAUGUGGAUGGGACGGGGCAGAAGUGAUGAAUGAGUAGCCGGAUAGGACGGGGCAGAAGUGAUGAAUGAGUAGCUGGAUGGGACGGGGCAGAAGUGAUGAAUGAGUAGCUGGAUGGGACGGGGCAGAAGUGAUGAAUGAGUAGCUGGAUGGGACGGGGCAGAAGUGACGAGUAGCAGGAUGGGACGGGGCAGUAUACAUCUCAGAAUGUACCUCGGGUUAAAGCAGCAGCGGAUGUACGUGUAAAGAAUUGUAUUUUAAGCAGGUGUGAUGGGUUUGGCGCAAGUUAGAGUAACGGAUGCGGUUCGUACGUUCCUUUUAAGAUAAUGUGACUUGAAUGGCAAAUCAUUUUGUUUUGUUUUUUUAUUUCUCAUGUCGAACGGGCUCAUCUCGUAAACUUGAAAAUCACGAAAAAUGUUUUGAUCAUUUCACACAUGCAAAAAAAAAACAAACACUUCUGUAACAUUUUCUAAUUCUUUUUAAAAUGAAACUUUACAGCUUUUAAAUUUUACGUGACAGUUUAGCAUAAAUCGGAGUGAAUUACGCAAUUUGUCUUAAUUGAUUUAUGAGAGGUGGUGCUGUUUGUCUCAGAUAGAUACCCCCGUCGUCCCUCUUCCACGGUGCGGAUGUCAGUGUAGUAUAACCUCGCUGCAGGUUGUCCUUGCAUCAUCCGGAUGGGGAGUGUGAAUGACCGCGGGGGGGGGGGUCUGUGGUACUUCCUUAUAACAAAAUCCCGCAGGUUACUGCACCUGUCGGGGGAUUCUUGCGUGAGUAUGCCUUCGGUGUCCUUAGCGCUGCGUCCCUCAGGAGCGUUCACAGGAGAGAUGGUUUCACCCAGAGCCGACAGACACUAGAGAGCAGGUGAAUCUAUGCAAAUCCAUCCCUCGGUACGGCGUCGCCAGGACGACCAUCUCACAAUAUUUGCUCAUCCGAUGCUCUGCCACCCCCCACCACCCCCCAGCAGUUUCCAAUGUAAAAAAAAAAAGCCAUAAUUUCACCAGCAAGGUAUUAAAGAAUAUUUUUGUAUACCUUGGAUACCAGACAAAGCAGAACCCCGGUAGUGUUUGUUUGGAUCUGGGCUUCGGUACUUUCUAUAAGGUUGGGUACGUUGGAGUAAAAGAACAAUAAUUCAGGCCAUGGAAGUAACGUUAAUCCAUCGCCUGUCCACUGGGAGGCGUUGGGGGAUCGGUGAUAAGGAGAACGAUCCCUUCUUAACGUCGCCCUGUAAACCAAGGGGUCGAGUAAAGAUGUGCGAGUCUUCUACAUGUUAUGUUUGUGCGCUUGACUCGCAGGAAGCUAAUAUGUGAUUUGUUGUGAAUGAUGGGAGGCAGCAGGACGAGGAGGUGAGGAGGAGCUGACUGAGGAUGAAAACUAAUGAUUUUGUACAGUGAAAAGAAAAUAAAAAGU
Molecule: messenger RNA, 4337 nt
Organism: Lampris incognitus (smalleye Pacific opah)
Lineage: Eukaryota; Metazoa; Chordata; Actinopteri; Lampriformes; Lampridae
Gene: yes1
Product: YES proto-oncogene 1, Src family tyrosine kinase
Exons: 13
Coding region: 594-2267 (557 amino acids)
Biological process (GO): cell differentiation; cell surface receptor protein tyrosine kinase signaling pathway; innate immune response
Cellular component (GO): extrinsic component of cytoplasmic side of plasma membrane
Molecular function (GO): signaling receptor binding; non-membrane spanning protein tyrosine kinase activity; ATP binding
Source: RefSeq, a predicted model, not a curated record